This is a messenger RNA of Talaromyces atroroseus, 1140 nucleotides long. Its product is annotated as GDP-mannose transporter 1. Lineage: Eukaryota; Fungi; Ascomycota; Eurotiomycetes; Eurotiales; Trichocomaceae. Gene Ontology annotation, cellular component: Golgi apparatus. Gene Ontology annotation, biological process: transmembrane transport. The record is from RefSeq and is a predicted model, not a curated record. The transcript has 4 exons. Gene Ontology annotation, molecular function: antiporter activity; GDP-mannose transmembrane transporter activity. Bases 1 to 1140 code for a protein of 379 amino acids.
AUGGCCGAUGACAAGAAAUCAGACGAGAAAAUGGAGCAAGGCUCCAGCAGAACCUUCGACGUUUCUUCGCCUCAGCCUCGUCACUCUCCUUCCAGUUCCCCGGCCCAAUGGUCCAACAAUCCAAUCUUGCCUGUGUUGGCUUACUGCGGUUCUUCCAUUCUGAUGACUGUGAUGAACAAAUAUGUUUUGUCGGGAUUGGAUUUUAACCUCAAUUUUUUCCUACUUCUUGUUCAGUCUGUCGUUUGUACCAUCGCAAUUCAGACCUGCAAGUCAGCCGGUGUCAUAACUUUCCGCAGUUUCAAUGCGGAUGAGGCCAAAAAAUGGUUCCCCAUUACUCUUCUUCUCAUCGGAAUGAUUUUCACCGGCUCCAAAGCUCUGCAGUUCCUUUCUAUCCCGGUGUACACCAUCUUCAAGAACCUGACCAUCAUUCUCAUCGCUUAUGGAGAGGUCCUCUGGUUCGGGGGUUCCGCUGUGACCGGACUCACCCUGUUUUCCUUCGGGUUGAUGGUCCUCAGUUCCCUCAUUGCCGCCUGGGCUGAUAUCCAGCAUGCGCUCCAGUCCAGCGUUAAUGCGACCACUAAAGUCUCAACUCUGAAUGCUGGUUAUAUUUGGAUGAUGAUCAACUGUCUUUGCACUGCGUUCUACAGUUUGUGCAUGCGCAAGCGCAUCAAGCUGACCAACUUUAAGGAUUUUGAUACCAUGUUCUACAACAAUCUACUCUCGAUUCCCGUGCUACUGGUUGCCACUUUUCUUGUUGAAGAUUGGUCAUCUGAGAACGUCGCCCGUAACUUCCCCGAAACUAGCCGGUCGAGCAUCGUGGUCGCCAUGGUUCUUUCCGGUCUGUCCUCUGUCUUCAUUUCUUAUACGUCUGCUUGGUGUAUGCGCGUGACUUCGUCAACCACAUAUUCCAUGGUCGGAGCUCUGAACAAGCUCCCCAUUGCCGUGUCCGGUUUGAUCUUCUUUGACGCACCCGUCACUCUGGGCAGUGUUUCAGCCAUCGCCAUUGGAUUCGUUAGUGGAAUUGUGUAUUCCGUGGCCAAGUUCAAGCAGAACGCUAAGCCGAGGACUGGUAUUCUUCCCACCACGAACCCGCCUCUCAGCGCAAGCAGCCAAAGCAUGCGUGAUUCUUUGAGAUCAUAA